AUGAAUGUGAAACUCAUCCUGUCUACUGAAUGGGCCAAGUUCAGCAGGAAGCAGAAAAAGGCACUGGCAGGCAUAUUCCAGGCAGUGACCUCGGCCCACAGGCACCUGUUGCAUUCCCGUGCUGGGCUCUCUUUGCACCUGAGCAGCACUGGGAUAGACCAAAAGUGUGUCCUGGCCAAUCCGGAAGCGGUGGUCAUCGGGUCCACUGAGGGGAUUGGCUUCGCCAUGGCGCGGCGCCUGGCCCAGGACGGGGCCCACGUGGUCAUCAGCAGCCAGAAGCAGCAGAACAUGGACCGGGCAGUGGCCGCGCUGCAGGGGGAGGGGCUGAGCGUGGCGGGCACCAUGUGCCACGUGAGGAAGGCCAAGGACCAGGAGCGGCUGGUGGCCACGGUCCUGGAGCACUAUGGGGGCCUGGACUUUUUGGUGUGCAAUGCAGGUGUCAACCCCCUGGUGGGAAGCACCCUGAAGGCCAGUGAGGAGGUAUGGGACAAGAAUUUUCACAUUCUGAACGUGAAUGUGAAGUCCCCGGCCCUGCUGCUGAGCCAGCUGCUGCCCCACAUGGAGAACGGGGGUAGGUUGCAGCGUGGGGGGGCGGUCGUCCUGGUUUCCUCCAUUGCAGCCUGUAUACCACAUGUGAAACUGGGUCCCUAUAAUGUCAGUAAGACGGCCACGGGCCUCACCAGGACGCUGUCAUGGGAGCUGGCCCCCAAGGACAUCCGGGUGAACUGCCUAGUUCCAGCAGUAAUCGAGACCAACUUCAGCCAAGUGGUGAGGACCAGGGCGUAUCCCCCAUUUCCCAGCCCGGCUCAGUGGAAACCUCCCCAGUGACUAAGGGAUAAGCCUCAGAUUAGCGUCCCUAACAGCUGAGGUCCUCGUUGUCCUUUGAAUUCAGCCAUGACUCAGCCCAUCACCCCUGAGAAAGGCAAAUCUGCCAUGAGUGCUCUGUCACAGGAUCAUCUGGGGCCCUGCCCAUCUCCUUGUUUUAGCAGCCCUGACUCUCUCACAUCUUCCCUUUGCCCAGUUACACAAGGAUGAGGUUUUCUGGAACAAUUUCAAGAAAGAGCACCAGCUGCAGAAGCAAGUG
Messenger RNA from Mirounga angustirostris (Northern elephant seal), 1084 nucleotides. Its product is annotated as dehydrogenase/reductase SDR family member 2, mitochondrial. NCBI's taxonomy places the organism in Eukaryota, Metazoa, Chordata, Mammalia, Carnivora, Phocidae. Gene Ontology annotation, molecular function: carbonyl reductase (NADPH) activity. The record is from RefSeq and is a predicted model, not a curated record.